AUGAGUUACUACGGCAGCUACUAUGGAGGCCUGGGCUUUGGUUUCCAUGGCUUUGGAAACCGUGGUUAUGGCUUUGGCUGUGGCUGUAGCUUUGGAGGCUAUGGUUCUGGCUCUGGCUAUGGAAGAUAUGGGUAUGGCUACCGCCGCCCAUUUUAUUAUGGAGGAUAUGGAUUCUCUAGCUUCUACUGA
Messenger RNA from Arvicanthis niloticus (Nile rat), 189 nucleotides. RefSeq names its product keratin-associated protein 19-5-like. The record is from RefSeq and is a predicted model, not a curated record. NCBI's taxonomy places the organism in Eukaryota, Metazoa, Chordata, Mammalia, Rodentia, Muridae.